CCAAGAAUGACUGCUGUCCCCUGGGGAAAAGCCGCCCGCCUUUGGUGAGGAGGAGGGAAGGAAAACUACAGCUCCCAGCAGCCUGCUGCGCACCCUUGGAAGAGCAGAGUUCACUGUCACGUUGACAGUGGAGGAUUAAGGGUGUGGGGGCACCGGCUGUCCUGCCACCAGCAGAGCCAAAAGGCCUGUGGGAAGGGCAAACGGAGAGGCCAGCGCUGGGCCCCCCUUGCCACCCCUCUGCUUCACUUUGCCGCCUGGACCAGCUCCAAACCGACCUGGGUUUAUGGACGUUUAGUUGCAAGUCCCAAGACCAAGACAGGAUGGUGCCUGUGGCAGGUAUAGCACUUGGUCAGCAGCUCGAACUGCAGGAAGGUACAGACAUCUCUUUAUGACCAAAGGAGAAAGUGGGACAGAACGGUGCAGAAGCCAGAGCUCCAGGAAAGAAAGAAAGAAAAUGGAAGAGAAUCCAAGCGUGGAUCUGUCAGGAGCUGGGCCAGUCCAAGACGAGGUGGAGAGCACAGCAGAGCUUCCAGUGCACCAAGAGCCCACCCAUGAAACCCCUGAGCACCAGGUGACAAGCGAGUGGCCUGAGACCUCCUGCAAACCAGAGGACAACUCUUUGGUGUGUAAAUCAGCUACUGUUGAUGGAGGAGAGACGAUGCUGUCAGAUUUAGCUGUCCUCACGGCAGAGGAGAAUGUUCCCCAGGAAACUGAAGUAUCACUGGAAGAAUCUGGGAAGACGAGAGAUGGUGUCUCAGAAAGAUCCCAGGAAGAAGAUGACUUGAUUGAACCCACGGUGGCCCACGGUAAAAUGGGCAGCAAAGGAGACAGCCCUGCCCACCAGGAAACACAGGACCCUGAGACAAGCAGGCAGUGUGAAAGCUCCUACACAGCAGAGGAAGAUGCUUCAUCAACAAGCAAGUCACCAAGCUCUGACAGUAAAACAACUCAUUUGGAUGAGGCUGCCACAGAAGAUAUCACCAAGGGCUUCUUGGAAGAGAAGGGCACCAGUGCCCCUCUCCUGGACUGGGAGCCAGAAGAGCACACAGAGCAAGAAACACAGGAGAGUGGAUCCCAAGGCACGUUAAGGAACAGACGUGGGUCUAAAGGGCGCACAGCCCCAAAGCCAGACGCUCAGUCCUGUUUGCAGAACGUCAUCACCCAAAACACAGAUCAGGAGAAGGCCAAAGGGUCCUUCUUGCUGAAAGGUGAGGAAAAGAAGCUUCCCUUGCAUGUUAUUCAUCGACCAGAAGGCACUGAUCCUCCAGGAACAAGGCUUGUCGUCAUGAGCCUCCUACUGCUCGCCUUCUGCGUAUUCUGCUUCAGCAUCCCAACUGAUUCCCAGCAAGCCCCCAAGAACCCCACAGUGGAGGCAUUCCUGUCCCAGUUCAAUCAGCUUGAGGACAGGUUUCCGGGCCAGAGUCCCCACCUGUGGCGUCGCGGGCGCAAGUUCCUUCAAAAGCACCUCAAUGCAUCCCACCACACGCAGCCAGCCAUCAUCAUCUUCACAGCUGCCCGCAAGGGUGAGCGGACCUUGCGAUGCCUUAGCACCCACGUGGCCAACACCUACUCGGCUGCCCUGCAUGCCAGCACCGUCCAGAUCGACGGCACAGAUAAAUCCAGGCUCCAGAGUGACCAGGCUAAGCUGGAGGUGGACUCAGACCUGAGCGAAGCUUUCCAGGCUGGGGGCCGUGCUGCGGUGAUACACCGCUUCGAGCUGCUGCCGGCAGGGGCCACCCUCAUCUUCUACAAGUACUGUGACCACGAAAGGGCUGCUUUCAAGGACGUGGCCCUGCUGCUGACCGUGCUGCUAGAGGAGGAGAUGCUGGAGACACACAUCACCCUCCAGCAGGUGGAAGAGAGGGUCCGUGACUUCCUCUGGGCCAAGUUCACCAGGACCCCCAGCUCCUAUGACCGCAUGGACUCUGACAAGCUGAGCGGGCUGUGGAGCCGCAUCUCCCACCUGGUCCUACCGAUCCACCCGGUGCAGAGCAUCGAGAAGGGGGGCUGCCGUGUCCACACCAAACCCUAGGGGCAAAGGCUGCCAGAGCCCCAGGAAGGCUUGGAAAGACAGUCCUGGCUGACUCCGGUGCGGGCGGAGGCACAACCAGUGCUAUUUCUCUCCAAUUUGUUUCUCCUGCCUUCCUGGGAAGAGUUUGACAGGUACAAGCUGAUCCAAGGCCAUUUGGCCAGCUGAGCCCUGGAGGUAAUAGAUGACACGCUUCCUUCUGGCAGAGGGGAAGAGUGGGUAUUUUAGAUGGCUAAUUGCAUGGGAGAACAUCUCUGUGUGGGGAGGCAGAAGGGAAAACAGGACAUUGCAGGUAGCAUUUCUAUCAGGAGAUACAGAAAUGUUCAGAACUAGUAUGCCAGAAAGAUACUUCAGUUCUGUAGCUCUUUCAUUUCUCCCUACCCCUCAGUUUGCUGAUGUCAUAUACAUCAGUCUCCUAACUUGCUUUAUCUAGAAGAUUUCUCUCUCUUUGCAGAGAGCCACUGGAACACAGCAAGGUCAAAUUCCCCAAAGCCCAACAUCCUGAAAGCAAGCUUCAAAAAGAAAACCAGUUUGCUAGGCAAGGGUUUGACCGGUCAGUCCUGAUAGGAGUCCCACUUACACAGACUGACUGACACCCCCCCAAAGACCAGAUCCUAGAUAUAGGGUGUUCAAAUACACCUGCAAUUCAGAAAUCCCCUAAACAAUUACAAGAAAUUUCAGGUUGUCAGCACAUAAACAUGUCUCUGAAGUGGGGGGAUCCCACAUGCCAGAGAAUAAACUCCAAAACCAGAAAGCAAAGAGACAGAAACCACCUUGCUCUGAUAGUGUGAAGCCUCAAGGGAGGUAAAAGAAUAAUAGUUUAACUUAAUGCUACUUCUGUAAAAAAAAAAAAAAAAAAGUCAGCUCUUGAUCCCUUUGCCACCAGCACAAGGCUAUGCCUGUCUCUCCAGGCUGAUGUGUCAGCUUUGGUCCUACCUGACAGACUGCUCUUCACCCAGAUCUCUGGUCGGUGUGUAGGGCAAGAAGCCGUCUGCCUGCCUCUCCCCAGCUAACUUUAAUUGAUGAAUGUAGAUGUUAAUAGUGAUAUUUAUUUCAAACCGCAUAGGGUUGCACACCAGGUCCCUGCCCUGCCAGGUAGCUGGUGCUCUGGCGUAUGCUGAAGAGCAGAGCUGGGAUUAGCUGGUGAAGACAAAAUCUCUGGCGUUAACACUAAAAAUCUUCAACAAAGCACGUUGGUUUCUUACCAUGCCUUCUGUUCUGCACCCCAGGAAGAGAAAUCUGGGUCCUGGAAAUACUGUGGUGCCCCUGCACACUGCAUUUCUGCAGAUGCUUUGGGGCAGAGCAGCCAUCUCAGGGAACACCUAGGGGAUGGGUGUGGGUUACAGCAUUUAUAACAUCCUGUCAGCCCCGGGUGUCAGUCCUGUGUGCCUAUGGUGCUGCCUGCCAGAGAGGGAGCAGCUGUAGCGGAACAUGGCUUAUUUAUAUAAGCAGCACAGACUGGGGCCUUGCAGAGCCAGGCUCUCUAUCCAAAGAAGACACGAAUCGAGAACACUACAGUAUUUUUACAAGCAGCACAUCUGAGUGCUUCUUACAGAAAUCGGACCUCGGUGUUGGCCGGGUCUCCUGCCAGCGGUGCCUUCCUGACCUGCCCCACUGAUGUCUCAGCUGAGGCCCAGCCUUGCACCCCAAAACCACAACCUGCCUCUUCUUUCCUCCUGCUGUGUGCCUUGACCUGUCUCAGGAGAUUUGUGGCCAUUAACUUGGAGGAGGGCACAAAAUGAAGGAAGAGGAGGGGGUAAUUUGUUCAUGUUCUAAUCAAAGAACAGACUUUUUUGGUUGGCUGGGGACAUGAAGACAAGACCACAGCGGUUUUAACUGUGUCAGACACUGGGCUAGAUGUGAGAAUUACCUGCUGGAGUCCAGCAUUGGCAAUGGCAGCCCAGGGCAUGGUUUUACACAAGAUAUGGGUUGUUCCUCCCCUCCCUCCUUUUUAUUGCUAUACACUACUUUGGUAACAGAAAAUACUGCUUCUGCCCUGCACAGUCCAGAAUGGGCGCUGGUGUAAGAACCAGCAGAGCCUUAACCAUGUUAUGCCAGUAUCUUGAGGGAAUUCUGUAUUUUAACUUCAUCUUGCUCUCAGUUUUAUGUACUGUGUUUGUAACGCAUAGCCAAGGCUGCAAGGGCAACUUCACGCUGCUUGGGCACGUCGCUGUAAGCAUCAUUCACCCAAGCUGUUCUAAUACAGAAAUGUUUUUAUGACCUUUUAAAGACAAAAUAUCUGCUUGCUUCUGAAACAAGACUUCUAUUUAAAAAUAAAUAAAACCCAGCAGUCUUUGAAGUGA
Messenger RNA from Falco peregrinus (peregrine falcon), 4332 nucleotides. RefSeq names its product torsin-1A-interacting protein 2. The record is from RefSeq and is a predicted model, not a curated record. NCBI's taxonomy places the organism in Eukaryota, Metazoa, Chordata, Aves, Falconiformes, Falconidae. Gene Ontology annotation, cellular component: membrane. Gene Ontology annotation, biological process: membrane organization. The coding region runs from base 389 to 2032 and encodes 547 amino acids. Gene Ontology annotation, molecular function: ATPase activator activity. The transcript has 6 exons.